AAUCAACAAAAAGAUAUCAUCCUGACAACCUUUUUCUUCUUGGUACAAAAGAAAAGUCUAAAAAGCACAUGCAUGAUCUUUUUUGGUUGUUUCUGAUGACCCAUAUCUGACUCAUGCAACAAUCAGUUAAAAGAUUCAUCAACUCCUCCUCAAACCCCUAUAUAUAAUGCUACAAGGAAUGUUCUUAAACCAUCAACCAAAACAUAAAUAUAUCACAAUACAGCAAUAUUCCUCCGCAAAAUCAGAAUCACAAUGAAGAACUUACUCAGUGGAACUGUGGUGGGUAUUCCCAUGAGUUCAGCAGUAUGCCCGCUUGAAAGGCAGCCAAAAAGACUACCGGCCCUAUCUGCAAGUGAAGACCAUAUUGUUCCAUAUGCAACUUCAAAGAACUUAUCUAAAAUAAAGCAAAGAAAAUCUGUUAUUGGUAAGAUGAACAAAUUCGGAGAAAGGAUGGACUGUCUUGCACAAGGCAUCCGUGAGCAUGUGAGCCUAAGCCCAAAGCUAACAGAAAUUGUGAAGGGAAAAUUGAGCCUAGGGGCAAAAAUUGUUCAAGUAGGAGGGUUGGAGAGAAUAUUCAAGCAGAAGUUUAGUGUUAGAGAUGAUGAAAAGCUAUUGAAGGUUUCUCAAUGCUAUUUAUCAACGACAGCUGGUCCAAUAGCAGGCCUUCUCUUCAUCUCUACAGAUAAGAUUGCUUUCUGCAGCGAGCGAUCAAUAAAGCUCUUAUCUCCAACUGGAAAGUUUCUUAGAAUCCGUUACAAGGUAUCGAUCCCAAUAAGUAAGAUAAAGAAAGCAAAAGAGAGUGGGAAUAUGGAAAAGCCAUCACAGAAGUAUAUACAAGUAGUUACAGAGGAUGAUUUUGAGUUCUGGUUUAUGGGAUUCCUUAAUCAUCAAAAGACUCUGAGAUAUCUGCAGCAGGCAAUUUUUAGUUCUUCAAGCAAGCUAAGAAGAUAGCUUUUUCUCCUUUUCUUUUUUCAUUUUGUUUCCAAAUUCGCCUUUCAUCAAUGUAAAAUGUUGAUGCAAAACGAAUUGGAUCUGUUCAAACUUGUAACUAGCUCCAUUUCUCGAAGGAGGUUUUAGGUUUUGUAGGCUUUGAGCCUUGGCAGUUAAUACGGAUGUACAGAUUUAUUGUAAAACUAAAGUCAAUGGAAGGCUAAUUCAUGUUUUAGGA
Messenger RNA from Nicotiana attenuata, 1168 nucleotides. Its product is annotated as putative GEM-like protein 8. The coding region runs from base 253 to 951 and encodes 232 amino acids. The transcript has 4 exons. Lineage: Eukaryota; Viridiplantae; Streptophyta; Magnoliopsida; Solanales; Solanaceae. The record is from RefSeq and is a predicted model, not a curated record.